AUGUCGAUUAAAUAUGAAUCUGCCCCUAUUGGGAAACAAGGAUUAUGUGCCAUUUGGACUCAAAUUUUUCCCGGUAAACCAAAGUAUACUGAAAAGGAUUAUCCUAAACUAGAUGGGAAAGUAGUGAUUGUCACAGGUGCCAAUGCUGGUGUGGGUUAUGAAGUUACCAAAUCAUUAUUAGGUUCAACCAAUGCUAAAGUUUACAUGUUUACUAGAAACAAACAAAAGACUAUCGAUGCUAUUAAGAAAUUAGAAAUCGAAGUUGCUUCUGAGUAUAAUAAGAAGAAUCUAAAAGUUGAUUAUAUCACGAUCGACUUUUCUGAUUUAACCACCAUCAAACCUGCUGCAGAUGAAUUCUUAAGUAAAGAAUCAAGAUUAGAUAUUAUUAUUCACAACGCUGGAGUCAUGGCCCCUCCUAUUGGAUCAGUUUCAAAGCAAGGGUUUGAAUUACAAUUGGGUACGAAUGUUCUUGGUCCUCACUUAUUACAGAAGUACUUAGAUCCAUUACUUAUCAAGACUUCCCAUACCAACAAACCUGGUGAAACUAGAAUUGUAUGGGUUGCAUCUUCAGGUCAAUACUUCUCGCCUAUUGGUGGUGUUCACUACGAGGAUCCUAAUUUCACCAAUACCCCAAAUGUGAGUAAAAUGCAAAUAUAUGGUCAAAGUAAAGCCUUAAAUGUGUUACAAGCUAAAGGAUGGAAUUCAGCUCAUCCAGAUGGUUCAAACGUAAUCAGUGUUUCACUUUGUCCUGGGGCUUUGAAAACUGAAUUACAAAGACAUUCAACUCCAUCAGAAGCAUUCAUGUCUAAAUUCAUCUUACAUGAAGCUCGAUUAGGUGCUUAUACUGAAUUAUUUGCGGCUCUUUCACCUGAUAUUAGAUCUGGUGAUCAUGUGGAAUGUUUUGGUAAGAAAACCAGAGCUAGAAAGGAUUUAGAAGAUCCAAAAGCUAUUUCUAAGGGAUGGGACUUUGUAGAAGAAAAUCUUAAACCCUAUUUAUAA
Messenger RNA from Scheffersomyces coipomensis, 999 nucleotides. RefSeq lists its product as uncharacterized. NCBI's taxonomy places the organism in Eukaryota, Fungi, Ascomycota, Pichiomycetes, Serinales, Debaryomycetaceae. The transcript has a single exon. The coding region runs from base 1 to 999 and encodes 332 amino acids. The record is from RefSeq and is a predicted model, not a curated record.